CACUGAUCAUCUCCAUUUUCUGCAGCAGCAGUUCUGCCCCUAUCCUUCUCCUUCCAUCCUCCGUGCUUUUAGGGUUUGCUUGUUGGUCGCGAUUCCUGCUUCCUUCUUAGUAUCCUCCUGUCCUGAGCUUUUAGCGCUUACUUCUCCUCUCCGUGGCCGUCGUCGACCGGGCGUUGGGCAGCGAGGACGUCGUCGUCCACCUCGUUUUGAAGCGUGUAGCACUCUGGAGCUAGCAGUUCGCUCUUCGCGUAGACAAUACCUCAUGGUUUGUGCAACUAAAUCCACGCCCAGAUAAGACAGUGUAACGAAGAUUCCACUUCUUCUUAUAUCCAGUCACAACGAAGCAAAUAAAGUUUUUUUUCUAGUGAUGUGUCCUCUUCGAUGGAGUUGUAAUCAUUAAACAAGCGCUUGAUCAGGGCGAAGCCUUCAGCUAGACGAAUCAUGGCACCAGGUCGCGGAACCGACCCAACUGACUCAAUAACGGAGAUGUCGGUCAGCGAGGACGCCUCGUCCUCCCUCUGUUACGACUCCGAGGAAGGCGCCGUGUCGUCCGGCCAGGCCAGGAGCCAUGGCAAGCCCAUGGCGUCGUCCGGAGCCACACCUGGAUCAUCGUUACAAUAUCAUCCGCAUUCCACGGCGAAAUCGUCGGGUAACUCGCCGUCGCAUACUUCGCAAGCGUCGCCGUCAGUCGCGGUGAUGUCGUCUGGAGGGGUGCACGAGCUGCUGGAGUGUCCCGUCUGCACCAACUCCAUGUUCCCUCCCAUUCAUCAGUGUCCCAACGGCCACACGCUCUGCUCGCACUGCAAGGCGCGCGUGCACAACCGCUGCCCGACCUGCCGCUACGAGCUGGGCAACAUCCGCUGCCUGGCGCUCGAAAAAGUCGCCGAGUCCCUGGAGCUGCCCUGCAAGCACAACUCCCUCGGUUGCCCGGAAAUUCUCCCCUACUACUGCAAGGUGAAGCACGAGGCGCUCUGCGCGUUCCGCCCGUACUGCUGCCCGUACGCGGGGUCGGAGUGCGCGGUGACGGGGGACGUGCUGGCGCUGGUGGCGCACCUGCGGGACGACCACAAGGUGGACAUGCACAACGGGUCGACUUUUAACCAUCGAUACGUGAAGCAGAACCCGCAGGAGGUCGAAAACGCCACCUGGAUGCUCACGGUGUUCAACUGCUUCGGCCAGCACUUCUGUCUGCACUUUGAGGCAUUCCAGCUGGGCGGCGCCCCCGUGUACAUGGCGUUCCUGCGCUUCAUGGGCGACGACAGCGACGCCAAGGCGUUUGGGUACAGCCUGGAGGUGGGCGGCAAUGGGCGCAAGCUGAUGUGGCAGGGCGUGCCAAGGAGCAUCAGGGACAGCCACCGGAAGGUGCGGGAUUCGCAUGACGGGCUCAUCAUCCAGCGGUCCAUGGCGCUCUUCUUCUCAGGGGGGGAUGGCAAGGAGCUGAAGCUGAGGGUCACUGGAAGGAUAUGGAAGGAGUAGCGUUUUGGGAGGGGGUGAAGCUGAGUGUUAAGGGCAGGUGACUGAAGGGGCGUCGGAGACAGACAUCCGCAGGGGAGCUGCAGGGCUCGCAUGACGGGCUGAUUAUCCAGCGGUCCAUGGUGCUCUUCUUCUCACGGGGGAGAUUGGAAGGAGCUGCAGGUGAGCGUCACUGGAAGGAUAUGGAAGGAGUGAGGACAAGGCAAGAGAAGAGAGACAGAAGCCAUGAGGAUAUGGCACUGUGUUGGACAAAGUUGGAUGGAAGGAAGUGUCCUUUCUGCGCCCUAGAGAGGAGGUGCUGCUGUGUUGUUGGGGGAUGGAGGAAGGGGAAGCUGACUCGUCGUUGUAUACAGGGGAGUUUACGGGCAGCAGGAAGCGAAGGAAGCAGGUUGAAGAGGGGUUGCAGCGGGUUGAGAUGCUGCCUGGGGAGCUGAGCUGUUUGAAAGGGGGUUCAAUCAACAGUGUCUUACUAAGACCCUCAGCUGGUGUGGAGAAGAGGCAACUCCAGCUGUGCAGGAGAGGUGCAGCCUGCUGCACGUGGCUGUUCACCAAAUGGCCUUGUUUACUGACAGAGUGGUCUCGUGGGGCGGCAUGGCCUGCCCUUAUGUAUAGGGACGACCACAACAUUGCAACACGGAUUUAUGAUGCACUAACCACUGGUUGGGCUGUUCCUUGCGAAACCUUUGAGCUGGUGUGGCUAGGAAGGGUCCAUUGUUCAGCUGGUAUGCUAAAUGGUUGUGUUUAUCUGGGCACUCCAUUGCUUUAUGCUUUUAUUGAUGGCUAUCACAUCUUGCACAUCAAAAGUUUAC
Closterium sp. NIES-67 is the source of this 2282-nucleotide messenger RNA. The record is from the annotation of a GenBank genome assembly. Lineage: Eukaryota; Viridiplantae; Streptophyta; Zygnematophyceae; Desmidiales; Closteriaceae.